Drosophila albomicans is the source of this 4717-nucleotide messenger RNA. RefSeq lists its product as uncharacterized. Gene Ontology annotation, molecular function: GTP binding; calcium channel regulator activity; GTPase activity. Bases 75 to 2435 code for a protein of 786 amino acids. The record is from RefSeq and is a predicted model, not a curated record. The transcript has 6 exons. NCBI's taxonomy places the organism in Eukaryota, Metazoa, Arthropoda, Insecta, Diptera, Drosophilidae. Gene Ontology annotation, cellular component: plasma membrane.
UUGCGACCAACUUUCAGCAGCAUCAGCAACAGCAGCACCGAGAGGACUAAACGCCAGUCGAGCAAUUGGAUAAAAUGGCUCAACAGCAGCACAGCUGGGAUGGCGGCGAGUCAUCAGCUGGUGGCGCAGGCGGAGGAGGUGGCUAUGGUGGGCAUGGUCAUGGGCAUCAACAAUCCCAUGGGCAUGCACAUGGUGGCGGACACAAGACGCCAGCACGUGCGGCGAGCAAUCCUUUGCCCUACAAAGGCGCCACGCCCAAGUCGCCCAGGAGCUAUCAUCCAGCGCCGCCCUCGGUUUAUGCCACGUCCACACAGUCCGCCUAUGGCUAUGGCAGCUAUGAGCCUCCGCGCAGUCCCAAGAUUACCACGACCUUUGCCAACGACAGCUGCGAUGAGGUGAGCAGCUCAACACCAUCGUCCUACUACCAAACGCCCACAUCGGGCUCGGCCUCGGGAUCCAUGGACGACUCCUCGUCACUGAUGAGCGGACAUGGCGUGCGCAGUCCCAAAUCGCCGUGUAAAUUUGUCUUUGAUGCCGUCAGUCCGGGUCCCGGCAUGGAUCAGGCAGCGCUGGGCCGCAAGUUUGAGUACUACGAACCCAUCUCGCCGGAUGAUGGCUCACUGUACUACGAGCCACCGAGUUCGCCUCGUCGCCAGGGCUCCAAGAAGCUGAUGCGUUCAAAGCAGCCUCUAGAAACGUUGCCACAGUUGACCACAACAGGUGUGGGAGGGCAACGCGGGGGGAGUGGCAAGCGACGUCGCGACGAGUGGGAGCUACCGGUGAUAACCAAGAUUGAGGCACGUUGCCUCAAUGCUGCCGCAGCAGCUACAUCCACAGCAACAACUGGAGCAACAGCAGCAUCUUCUGCGGGUGGCUACAGCAGUGGAGGAGGAGCUGGAAGUGCCUCCACUGGCAGCUACUAUGGGCUAAAACGCGACUCGUGUAUUACGGAGUGCACUCAGCUUUCAAUGGAAUCGGGUGAGAUGACACAGCACACGAAUAGCACGCUGGUGACUACGACAACCACCAGCUUCAGCUACACGGACACCGAUGCUGGCCAUGUCACCAUGUCGGAUGAACCGCAUUCGCAUCGUCAGCGACGACAUGCCAUCAACAUUACCUCCAAUCCUGGCUACCAAGUGCUCCACAGCUCACACUCCACCUUGGAUCGCACCUGCUCGGACAGUGUUGUCUCGCUGCGCUAUCGAAAGUCCACCAGCGAUCUCACCAAGGACUCGGAGCACGAGCUCAGCGGCUGCAAGCCAGCCAAACCCAAGCGUGAUCCGGUCGAGUACAAGCCUCGACGUCGAGGCAGUUCCAAGGGUGGACUUGCCUAUCUGGCCAGUCGUCGCAGCUCACGCGAGUCCAUGAAGAGCGCCUGCUCCAACACAUCCAUCUUCUCCAACGAUGACAUCGGUCCGCUAGCCUUCCAGAGCUCCAAUCGCGGGCGACAGCGACGCACCUCCAAUUUUCUCGAGUUGCCAGUUCCCGAUCACAUUCGUCCGCGCGUCUGCUCGUUGCCAGAACGUCCAUAUAAUCCACGGGCCAGCGAUGAUCUGUAUCGACUGCGCCACUUUUCGAUAAGCAAGGGCAACGUGGUCAACUGUGGUGACUCGAUCAUCUCGCGCAGAUCGCGCAGCAACACCAGCGUGAACUCAACCAACAGUCGGGCCAGCGAGAGGUCGCCCUUUGAGGGCAGCUGUUGUGGCGCCGGCUAUGCCAAUGUGGACUCUCUGCCGGCCUCGCCCGAUGAAUCGGAGAAUUUGGAGCCACCUCCGCCGGCACGAUAUCGGGUCGUCAUGCUGGGCGAUGCUGGUGUGGGAAAGACGGCGUUGGUGAAUCAGUUUAUGACAUCGGAGUACAUGCACACCUACGAUGCGAGUCUAGUUUUAGACGAUGAGUUCGGCGAGAAGACGGUGAGCGUUCUGCUGGACGACGAGGAGUCCGACAUGGUAUUCAUCGAUCAUCCCAGCGUAGAGAUGAGUGUGGAGAACUCGCUUUCGACGUACGAGCCGCACGGUUGCGUUGUUGUCUUCUCCGUUGUCGACAAGGGCUCAUUUCGCAUUGCCGAGGAGAUUAUAAAUUAUUUGUGGCAGGAGAAUUAUACCAAGGACAAGGCAGUCAUAUUGGUUGGCAACAAAGCGGAUUUGGCUCGGGCUCGGCUUAUCACAUCGCAAGAAGGCAAAACGUUGGCCGCCUCACGCGAUGCCAAAUUUAUUGAGACGUCCAGCGGCAUACAGCACAAUGUCGAUGAACUGCUCGUCGGCAUAUUGAAGCAGAUGCGCCUCAAGGAGAAACGCGAAAAGAAAUCUACCUCGAAGAUGAAAACCUCACGCACCCACAUAUCCCUACAUCUGGCAAAGGAAAUUCUACAGAAAAUUUGCCUUAGCGACAUUUCCAAAUCCAAAAGCUGUGAAAAUCUUCACGUGCUUUAAGAGAAUCGAGCAAAUCAGGCAGCAAAUCAGAGCUAAACCUAAAAUACAAGAAAAACGAAAAUGAAAUAAAAUUAUUUUGCUAGUAUUUUAAAGAGACCGCAAUUUACAUAAAUACAUAGCCCAAUAUUAUCUACCAUAUAGACGUACUCGUAAAUACCUAAGUUAUAUAGCCAAUGCUCAGCUUGCUAAAACUGUUUUUGAUGUUCUCUUUUUAAAGCAUUUUUACGAGUAUUAUAAAGUCGACGAAUUAUUAUGAACGUUGCAAAUAUGUUACAGCCAAUUUGUGUACAACAUAUGUAUGUCAUACUAUAUGCAGCAAAAUAUAUGUAAAUCUAUAUGUAUGUGGGUACAGUUGAGAUGAGUGUGUGUGAGUGUACAUAAAGAAAGGUUAUUAAACUCUGACACAAAAAAAGAACCUAAUAAAAAUGUUGCUGAAAUUUGCAAAUAGUAUUUAGCAUGGACAUGCCAAAAGUCUCGUUAGCUUGACUUGGGUAGGUUAAUAAAAAUAUCAAAAGCGAAGACUUUUCUUGGUAAAAAAUUAAAGCCAAAGUUCGAAAAUGCAGAUCUAACAAGUAAGGAAUCUAUAGUCGGGAUACCCGCUACCCAUUAUUAAUAAAUGCAAAUGCGGCGUUACAGUUUAAAUAUACAAAAUAGUUAUAUACCACAACUAAAAUAUAGUGAAAGCCACAUAUGUGGAUAGACAGGUGGUAUUAUUGUAAAAAUAUACCAAAUGAAAAUACGGGAAAAAUAUUACAAUAUACCAAAAGUUGUAUGUGUACAGGCCGUCAAGCGGACAUGCACUUUUCGUGCAAAACAUAGCAAAGAGGAUAUUCAAUUAAUAUACUGAAAAAAUACUAAGACAUACCAAAAGCUCUAUCUCCUACCAAAUUAUUAUACUGAAAUAAUACUAAGAUAUAUCCUUUCUAGCAUUUGGUAUAUCUUAGUAUUCUUUCAGUAGAAUAAUUUGUUAUAUUCCCUUCUUCCUUCUUCUUUCUGUCACUUACAUUUCCUGUCGCAGCUAUAAUAUCCUAGCUAAUUGGUAACUGGGAUAAAAAGGGUAGACAGAAUAGCCUGCAGUGACUGCGCCUGCAACGUUGACCGCACCUCGAACAAACAGUCAAAGAAAACAAAGCAGCAAAUCAAGAUAUGGUAGAACAAGUCAUUAGCUCGUAGACGAGUAUAAAUGACUAGUGUCAGGCCUCCGACUCGCGAUUGUUUCUUUUGUUUAUGGCGGAUGUUUUGAUUGGGUUUCUUAGUUAAACCCAGACGGCAAUCGAACAGAGACCGAACGGGACGAUAAGUCGGGGCAAGUGUCUGGCCUUGAUGUUGGCACCGCACCUACUUUUAAAGGCAGACCUCGUUGAUAAGCGAGACGCGUGUCUGACUGUGACUUGUGAUUGGGCGUGGCACACACACAAGCACACGCAUACUCACUCACAUAAUCACAAAAAAUGCCCACAUAUGUAUGUGCUCGUAGUUAAAAGAAAUUAAGCAAAAAUUAAACAAAUAUAUUUCUAUGUGUUCCAUGCGAUUUUUAAUAUGCUGUCAAUUUUUUUCUAAGCGUGAACUCAAGAAUAGCCCACAGAAAUAUUGUAGAGAACUAUUUUAUUAAGAAUAUAAUGUUUAUAAAUGUGUUUUAAGAGUUUACACACAUACAAAUAACAUACAUAUAUACAUAUAUAGUGGAUAUAUAUUAUAAAUGCAUAUUUAUGAAAGAGCUCCUUUGAGUACUUCGAAACAAGCAAAACAAAAAAAUCUCUUCCAAAUCGUAAAGAAAACUCAUAUCGGAAUGACUGUUAAAUGUUGACUGUUGUUAUUAACUAAGCUAACACAAAAAUUGAAUAGUUCAUAAAGCCAUAUGGUAUAUAUUUAUUAAACUCUUUUAGAAGAUAAAAACAUAAUUGUUUAAGAUAUAUUUACACUAUCUUCUAACAGUUUCGAACUCAUACGCUUAAGCAAACAUACUAGGUCAAAAUCUAAUAAGACAUCUCUGGUUUUCUUUAUACUUCGCUCUCUGCUUUCGAGAAUGAACUUUAUGUUGAUUUUUCUCAGACAAUCACACACUCAACACAUACUCAAAACAUGUGCAUGCAUGCGAAGGAAACACUUCAAAAUCUGUUCGACUGUAGCUUGAAAUUUAAAAAUUUUAAUAAAAAAAAGGGGGAGAAAGUUUUGUUCGGUUAAACUUGUAAUUUGCCGCAAUGCAAACAUGGGAAAUACUCACUAGUUGAGAGCAAAGUUGCGGCAACGCUAAACUUUUUCGCCAAAACAAAACAAAACGA